CGGUGUCCGGCUUCACUUUUCUCUAUCUCUCUCUCAGCUCAGGGGUGGUGGCCGCUGUUGUUGCCUCGCAGCUUCCACGAUCAGCCCACGACAGCAUGGGAAUGUCGAGCGCCCACGUCUGACUCAACUUGUGCUAAAGUGCCGGAGAAGUCGCCUUGGAUUCCCCCCCCCCCCUCCAGCCCUCCAGCUCAACACACGCCCGAGAAGGAGACGUUGUUUCGGGGCGUGAAAACCCAGCGAGCUACCCCCCCUACCCCGGACAAAGGAAACGAGACGUGCGCUAGCUAACGUUAGCUAGCUCCCGGGGCUAACCUAGCAUUCCUGUAGCUGCGGCGCGAUGCAGGCCAUAAAGUGUGUCGUGGUCGGAGACGGAGCUGUGGGUAAGACCUGCCUGCUCAUCAGCUACACCACCAAUGCCUUUCCUGGAGAGUACAUCCCCACAGUGUUUGACAACUACUCUGCCAAUGUUAUGGUCGAUGGAAAACCAGUGAACCUGGGCCUUUGGGAUACAGCGGGACAGGAAGAUUACGACAGACUCCGCCCACUUUCCUACCCUCAGACGGAUGUGUUCCUCAUCUGCUUCUCGCUUGUGAGCCCAGCCUCUUUUGAAAACGUCCGUGCCAAGUGGUACCCUGAGGUGAGACAUCAUUGCCCCAACACUCCCAUCAUCUUGGUGGGCACCAAACUGGAUCUUAGAGAUGAUAAGGACACCAUAGAGAAGCUGAAGGAGAAGAAACUCACUCCCAUCACCUACCCCCAGGGACUGGCUAUGGCCAAAGAGAUUGGUUCCGUCAAGUACCUGGAGUGCUCAGCUCUGACCCAGCGUGGCCUUAAAACUGUGUUUGACGAGGCCAUCCGGGCCGUCCUCUGCCCUCCACCUGUCAAGAAGAAGAGGAAGGUGUGCGCUCUCCUCUAGGACUUCCUCCAUUUGAACCGGUUACAGGGGAACAUGACAGCUAGUGGUGAGGGUGGCUAAUGACACAGGAGAAACACACCAGUAUACACACGAAACAAUGUGCUUCAGUUUCUUUUCUUCCAUCAGCGUAGCUACAGCUGUUCUACCAGCCGUUUCCAUGAUGAAUUUGACAUAGGGUCAGAUUUAGGAUAUGGGGUUGAAUGAUUUUAGACCCUAGUUCUUUUUUUAACAGCGUGUACUGUAUAGAUGAGUCUAUGAAAUUAUUAAAAUCUUGAGGCCUUCUGAAAUGAAUUGGAUGUUUUGUUAAAGAAAAAAAAAAAAGACAGUGGAAUGUUUUCAAUUUGUUCUUCCACUGGUUGUCCACCUUCUUUUUUUGUUUACAGUCUUGGUUGUUUGUUUUGAGUGGAAGAAACAUUGCCAAAUACAUUCUGCACACUUACUGUAAUUCAGCCAAAAGAAAACUGUUGUUCUUGUGUCUCAAACCUCCGAAAUACAGCUGAAAACUUUUGUGCUGCUGUUUGUUUCAGCUUCAUGACCGGUUUCUAUUGGGCUCACUUCAGUUUCGCUUUUCUAGAGCAAUCCUGUGUCAUCACACGGUGAAAAAAGAACUUAAAGUAACCAGCUGUAAAGUCCUUUUUGUAUCAAAUUUACCAUUCAUAUACCAUAAUCUCCUCAGCGGAAGUUUGUUUUCAGCCCUAGCACAUGAAGUAUGAUGCCUCAUUUUCAUAGGUGUAAUGAUGACAGAGAAAAAACUACAAAUUCACUCUGUGAAAACGUCUGCUGGCUCUUACAGUGCUAUUCAUCCCUGAAAAAGACCUUAAGGAUCCAGUAUUUUAUGUGUUUGGCUUUAUGGUAUUUUUCUUUCCUCUGCGAUAUUACCCGAGAAAUAUCGUAACUGUUUAGCUGCCCAGGAGUGCAAAGCUGACAAGUUAACUAGAUAUUGGAUUAGAACUGUGUAGGUGUUUUGGUGGUGGGGAUCAAGAGCACCUUUCAUGCUCUGUGGGCAUUUAUCAGAAACCUUUUCUGCAGCACAUACGAUUUUUAAUAGCAUCACUACUGGCCAAGCAAUGUCACUAAGAAGCAGUAACAAAGCUACUGUCGGUUAUGGUGUAGUAUACAGUGUACUCAUUUUUGUUAUAAUCCUGUGAUUGACUAUUUUGUAUCACACUUCACUCACUGUAUUGUUAAACUAACACUAUGAAUAUCCUUUGUUUAUUACCUCUACAGUUAACGCUACCUUAAUCUCCCUGCAAGCCUAGCUUUUUGUAAUUAAUGCUGAUAGCAUGUAUGUGCAACAUAUACUGAAAACUAAGAUUAGAAUUGCUACAGUUAUAUUUUUUGCCUAUUUACAAAUUGUAUUUGAACUACUAGAUCAGGGGUUAAGUACAUGUUGCUCAUCUGUAUUGUAUUCAGACAUCAAGCUGUGCUUUAAUUCAAGCCAAUGUUGUGACUUGUUAGUUUUAUGGAUAAAAGCUAUUGUCACUUUUUGAAAAAGCCAAUAAAUUCUUGAAAAAAACA
This is a messenger RNA of Limanda limanda (common dab), 2434 nucleotides long. Its product is annotated as ras-related C3 botulinum toxin substrate 1. The transcript has 6 exons. Gene Ontology annotation, molecular function: GTP binding; GTPase activity; protein kinase binding. The coding region runs from base 338 to 916 and encodes 192 amino acids. NCBI's taxonomy places the organism in Eukaryota, Metazoa, Chordata, Actinopteri, Pleuronectiformes, Pleuronectidae. The record is from RefSeq and is a predicted model, not a curated record. Gene Ontology annotation, biological process: motor neuron axon guidance; actin filament organization; cortical cytoskeleton organization. Gene Ontology annotation, cellular component: cytoplasmic vesicle; dendritic spine; cell cortex.